GAGUAGCCGCAAAACGACUGAUCAUAUUGCUUUCAGUAUACUUGAAUUCAGGCAAUUCUUCUGCUGCUUCUGAUACCUUCUUGAACUGUUGCCACAACUGGCUUCUCAUUCUUCUUCCCCCAUCAGAUCCUCUUCCCUGAUGGAAGUGUUGCCGAGACCGACACGGUGCGUGCAGCAUUCUGCUUCUGCGAGGAUCCCCCGAAGUUUGCCGAACUCUCGUACGCCUCGUUUGAGUCGUAUACAGCUCACUCAGUGGCAGCUCCUCCUCCUCCUGCUCCGCCCGCAGCCAAUUCGGAAGGCAGUCAUCCACCAGCUCAGCGCAGAACCUCUAGGAAACAGUCCAAUUCGCAGGCGAGGCCUCAGCUGCUCUCUCGACAAGCAAAGGGUACCACAUCUGGCACGCUUUCUAACGAAACCAAUCUUAAUAUACUGUCCUGGCUGACUAGCGAAGUAAAAAUAGUUGGCUCCGGCCCACAGACUUUAUAAUGUUCGAUCCUAAUCUUAACCAACGGCAGACAGGCCGCCGGCCGUUGAAUGCAUUCCCUUUCGGCCGCUUGCAAAGAACCAAACUAAGUGGAAAAUGACUACCUAAGUAGUAUGCGUUUUUUACUGAUCUACGACGCCUUUAUAAACACAGGUAUCCUUUGUGGUUGGAGAUCACCUUUCAGGCUUUUUUUAUCUAAAGGAAGGGCAUACUUAGGUUUUAAAAGUUUUAAAUUGUGAGAUUUUUUAGUACAGAACAAUUUUCAUUAGAAUGACAUCGCUUAUAAUUCUGCGUUAAUGUUUUUCAACAAGUAUACGACGCAAUCCAUACUCAUUGAAAAGUUUAUGGACCCAUUAUGAUAUCUUCUCAAUGGCAUAAUGAAAUUUAUGGUGUUUCCCCACACUAAAAGGAUGCAGCCUGUAGGCUGAAAACCCUACACGCAAGUGCAACGGCGAAACGGACUCAAAUUAUUUGAAAAUUCGAAAAACUUUCAAAGACGUAAAUAUAUCUCUCCCUCGAAUAAAAAAUGUCACGAAAAGCAAUCUCCUACUAAAUUAGGACCAGGAGGAAUACUUUACGCAUGUGUUCCAUAAUAUAUAUUUGAAUUUAAAAGGGCAUCGGGCAAGGGUAUGGUUUGCGGCCGAGGUUAUUUACAACGGAAAGCGACUUUUCUGAAAGAAAAUAACUGGCAAUAUGUCUUUGUACGUGCCGGAGAAAGAAAUAAAAAGACCUCGCAGUGGCUGUUGCGUAAGGGUGGUCGAGAUGCUUUAAGGUAGUCAUCGGAGUAAAAAUAUGACAAUGCAAUACCUUUUUGACAAUGCCUGCAAAGGUACAUUAAAUUCAUUUACUAUUAUCAUUAAAUGGUAAAAAUAUUGUCCACUAAUUGAUGACAAAAUGAAGAAUCAAAAUUUGUGAUACCACAACGUUCUUAGAUGUUCAGUUCUUUCGCCCAACGCAAAUGCUCGCCAGAGUAAGUACACCUGUCCAUAACCCAUGCCCUUGCGCGACAUCGAAAAUAAGUAGAAAGAACACAUACUAUUAUCAUGCCAUUUUUCCCAGAGAGCGGAUUUUGCAGGCGUCUUGAGAUUUCUGACAUAUUAUGUGAUAAUGUCGUAUGAUAAUUAACAUUGCAGCCCCAACUUCAGUAAUUCUAAUGUAAAAGGCAUUUCAGAAUUUCGGUCAAAAUUUCACGUAUAUGGAGAUUAUAGGGUUUGAAACUUGUCCGGAACUUCCCAUAUUAUGCGAAAACAUGUACAUGGAUUGAACGUCUCUUAAAAGAUGGAGAAAACUCUUUAACCGAGAGGAAAAAAGCAAAUCCGUCAGAGUCCCACUGGUUUCAUGGCAAAACGCCGUUGAAACUUGAACUUUUUCGCAAAAUAUAAUUAUUCCUUUUAUUUUUCCUUAAUUUGCGUAAGAUAUCGAAAACAUGUCAGAUUUAAGUGAACUUUGAUGGAGCGACAGUAAAUGAAGUUGGGUUUCCCGAUAAAGCUUACAAUUUACAGAAGUAUGGAAUCGCGGAUCACACGAGAUUCUGUAAUUUUAAAUACUAACCUCUUUGAAAUAACAGAGGCAGCUGAAAAUACAGUCAAGUCGAAAUGAACGUCUCAUGCAUUCACUUAAAACAAAAGGCAAAUCUUUGUCUUUUCGUAUCGAUCAUUCCGUCCCAGUCGGGCUUAGGAGAGAUUGACCACGUCCUUUGGAUAAUUCAUGUUUUUAGAAGGAUCACUUACAGAGACGAAGAAGACUGGAGUGAUCAGCGAGUCGUUUUCCAACUCCAUAUCUGGACAACCUCAGAGGAAGAAGCGUAUUCCUUAAUUAAGUUGGAUCGGUGGGGCGCAACAUUCCGACGAACGUUCUGCUUAACCACGACGACUUUCAGAAAUCUUAAAAUAAAAUUUAAUAAGUCACUUAGGAAACCUUCGACUUUUAUUCGAAAUGUCGGGAGCGCCUAGCACAGUGCUUCCUGCGACUGUGGGUGCCUUGAAUGACCACUGUUUAAGGAAAAAACCCAAUAAUUAUGUUUUUUUUGUAUCCCUCCCCUGUCGAAAUGGAUUAGACCGUUUCGCUUUCUUUAGCAUUUUCGUUUAUUGUACGUGAAGCACUUCCGUGCCUCAGAAGGAUCUGUUGCCUGAUGCCUGAUGCGCUCGCUUUUGCAUUCCUUGUCUCCGCUCCAUUCAGGCCGAUUGCAAUCAUCCUCCCUCUCGGAGGCUCUGGAUCCGCUGCAUGAAAAACUGUCGUCCAGUUGGGAGCCAAAGUCCCCUCUCUGGCUGGUGACCCUGCAAUCGGGCGAGCGAUUCUGGGCAAAACGGGUCACUGGCCACUUGCCCAGUCGAGAGAACUCGGAGGAGACGACCACUGACCAGGGUGGCAAAGACAUCCACAGCGGCCUCUUGAGUGAAUCCAGGCCCGCCGCCGCCGCCGCCGCCAGGUGGUUAGUAGCUGGCUCCACCUGCUUCCAGGUGAGACGCAUGUUUGACCCCUCCAGCGGACAGACCCUCUGCACCCGCUUCGUGGACGAUCUGCUGCGCGUGGAGAAGGGCCCCGGAGGCUGUGAGGGCGUCACGGUGCAGCAUCCGGACGGAACCCGGCAGACAACAUUCUACUACAAGAACGGUGUAUGUUUUGAUCGGCUUUUUGGUCGUAGAUGCCACACACACACGCACCCAUUACCGAUGCGGGCACGUGUCUAUGCUCUCCGAACGUAGCUUGCAGUGGCCUUCACAGCGGUGAAAAUCCUCCCUUUGCUGAGCGGACCGUGUUCCCAAAAAUCUUCAAGGCCAUCGCGUCUGUGUCACGUCGGUGGAGUUCGAUGUGUCGGGAGCCAUUAUGAUGAUUAUGCGUCAGAUUAGUUUUCCGACAAGGUCUGUAGGGGGAAUACAUGCGAGCAUAUGUGUAGUCAUUCGAACUCGAAGCGUCCCACCUUCGCUGGGUGGUUGAGACUUAGUCUAGCUAAGCCAGUGGGUCUAAAAAGACUACCUUUGUCCGCAUAAGGCUACUUUACCCCUCAGAGCGCAUAACUGCAUAAAGGCGAUCCGCUGUUUAGCAAGUAGAGAAUAUGUUAUUACAAACAGACGAAACAUUCACUAAAAACGUUUUGAGACGUUCUAAACCAGAAAGCAUUAUUUGGUUGAGAAUGUAGGACCGAUAACCCGGAAGCAUUAUACGGACUCAAUCCCUAAAUCGUAGCAUGCUGGUUUCGGGCAAGGAGGUAUCUCCAGUCAUCUGUGGACAAAAAUGAUUACUCAAAGGGCGUACAGUUUGUCUUUAUUUUCGCUGUCUACAUAAGUUCACCUCUUUAGAAUUUAAUUCCGAAAAUUCACUUUGGGUAUAUACUUAGAGAAACUUGAAUCGUCUUGAAUAAAUGUUCCAGAGGAAGUUAUUAUUUAGUUAUUUGGAAAUAUUAAAAAUAUGGGACUUAGAGAUGCUCAGUUAUAGGCAGCAAUUGUAAGUUUACUUAAUGCUUCUUACAAAGUCUGUUGCAUGGUUCAUAUCUACGAGCAUAAACAGACUAUUUUACAUUAAAAUGUAGGUCAUUUGCCCUUAAGACCUCAGAAGCAAGGGAAAAUGCAGGUGCAUAUUUUCAACAAAACCAAUGUUCUUCAAAUGUGACGAACAUUUAUUAUCAAAGCAGAAUAAGUCCAAAAAAGAGAUUUUAUAGCAUGACCACUGGCCAUUUUUUAGUAUAUUUUCACGGAAAACAUAUCUAAACGUAAAAUUUAGACUCAGUUUUAUAAUAUUUAAUAAGAUUAAGAUCGAAACCUGUGGUGAUUUAAGGAAAUACAGAUUGCUUUGCUGCUCAUUAUGUUUUUUACUUGACCGGUUGAUUAAAUUGAUGCUAGUGAGGGAAUGUGUCUAAAUUUCACGAAAUACAGCACUCGUUGAUUUUAGUGGAUUUUCAAAAAUUAAGAAUUUUGAACAUCGCAGUACACCAUCUCUGUUUUUUAAUCAAAGCUUUAAAAUACCCCGUAAAAUCAGGAAUGCUGUGUUUUUAUACAGAAGGACCCCAACUGUCCAGGAAAGACCAAAUUUGUGCGUGUUGAAUGCCCUGGAUUUCCGGCGGUCGCCAUUAACCCGGCCACGAGCGAAAUGGAAGUUUUGCUGGUUGGUGACGAGGGCACCAAAGCUCUCGCCUUUGCAGACCCUCGUGGCUACUUCGCCUACAGGGUUUGUGACUGAUUUUGGACCCUAUCUUUCCUUUUUUAUCACAGCCAUCCCCAAUUUGCGUAUUUCCUGUGCGCUAGGAGGAAGCUGAAUAUAGUGAUGUUUGAGGCAGAAGUGAGGCCGGAUGGUUCCUUUUCCGUGUGCAGUCCCAAGUUUCACACAACCUUUCAAUCGAGAGUGCGACACGGGAAUUGCAACCCCCAAAACGUUCACUUUACUAUGUCUACUUGGUUGAUUUAGGUAGCUCAAUUUACUUUCAAGAAAAUUCCCCAUUGGCCACAAGAGGAGUGAGAUCAUCGUCUUGAUGGCCGUUCUCUUUGUCUGUUGCCUGUCAAAAAGUUCUAAGAGGACUUAAGUAGGGGGGAGAGGGGGUAACAAACAUGCGAGUCCCAGGUUUUUUUGCAAAUAUGUACUCACAAUCCCUGGAACAGUAUGUGUGCUAGCCUGACUUUUCGGACUUGUGUGGGAACCCAUCAUUAGGAACUAUGAAAGAGCAACAAUGAGUGGACAGUUUUUACACUCCAACAAUGAAGGAGAGUAAGGGAGGAGGGAUAGAAGUGUCCGGGACUGGGCUGGGUCCACGCUGCCUAAAUCAAAGGGGUCUCAUGACGUGCUGACGGCGGCGUCCUUGGCUGGAAUUGGGCCAGACAGUCUAUCUACACGUGGUACAAACGACUCAAUCCAUAACUCCACACUCGCCAGGUUGUAUGAAGGGGAGUUUUGGUGCUCAUAAAAAUGUGAGUGUCAAAAAGACUACGCUUGGCAGGAGCCAUUGCAGUCUCCGCCUCAUUCAACUGGAGGAGCGAGUUAUUCCUUCGGUCGGGAACCUUCCUAGGCUUGAUUGUUAGCGUGUUUCAUUGUUUAUAGUGAUAGACUAAGCGUUAGGUGCAAUAUUUCUUCCGCUCUCUAUAUACCAGUGACUUCUCCAGUAGGCCGACUAGAGGCGAGGUCAGACGCAAUGGACCAUGUGACCUGGGGAAACCGUAUACUGCCGAUUACACACUGCCUCAGACCUCACAGAAGUAAGAAGUGUCAUAAAGAGCAGUUUAGGACUAAACUCUCUCACUCUGGCCCUCGUUCCAGAGGAUAACUGAGUCAACCUGUCGGUCAGCAUCCUUAAGAGCCACGGCCUUUAGCGCGUUGUGAUGAGUUCAGUUGUGCCGGAUGCUUUGUGGCGAAAAAGGUUAUGACUUACUGAAAACUGCCUGCUGGCCGUCUACUUUCUUCUUGAUGUCUGUGUGUCCAGAAUUUGCUGCCUGUAAGCCUCUGUGGUGGUGGUGGCGACGGCGGCGGUGGUGGUGGGGGUGGUGGUGGCGGCGGCGGCGGUGGUGGUGGUGGUGGUAGUGGUAUUCAGGCUAUGGCAAGGCGGAGGUCAUGCAUACUUGCCUCCGAGGUUUUUUGAUGGUCCGCUAAUGGCAAUUGUUCAAUGAUUUCCCAUCACUUCAAUAGGUUACGUUUAUGCCUUGUCGAUCCUCUCGGUGGGCAUCCACUAGCACUGUGCCGGACACACUCACUGCCGUAAGCAAGCAAGUAAUUUAUGCCCAAUGACUCCGGUAGUAGAUUUUCCAAGGGAUUUUAAUGCGUACUGACUAUUUUAAAGCAAACUUAUGAGGUAACUACUGGCCAACAAGUUCUGCUCAAAAGCCCCCCCCCACACUGAUGUCAUCUGGUCCAGUGGACCAUGCUACGAUAGAUGUAAAUAUUCUCAAUUGGAGGUGACCUAGAAGCUUGGGAUUCGCUUCGUCUUGCAACGAAUUACUCGAAUUCAGGGUCCGAAUGCUCUGUUUUCGGUCACGAAUUCGAUGUACCUGCCAUCGUGUGGAACAGUACAUCCCACGUAAGUUCCCUGCAAAUUUGAAACUCUUUGUACACAUCCCAUCGAAAAGUUAGAGUAGUACAUUGCCUUUGGUAGGGCAUAAAUACUGCCUUUUCGACAGAUGUGUGAUGUAUCCAAACAUCCGUCUGUUUCCUCGCAUCUUUGAGUGAAUUUCACUGAGUCUUUUUCUGGUGGUUGUUGUUAAUUUCUGAGUUUUGUACGUUUUGGAGAAAGCGUUCUUCUAAACGGCGCAAAACUCAAAUAUGAGGUGUCAAUAAAGAACGCGUUACUAAAAUGGCCACUUAGCCAUACGCUAACCCCGCACCAUCAAGAGUGGAGGCCCAAAGCUGAGUAGGGCAUUUCACAUAGACAGGAACUUUAGACUGGCAAAGUUGUGAGAUCCGGGUUGAUAAUUUGAGAAAUAAGAAGGGCUCGCAAGAACAGGUGUAUUAGAGUACUGACAUGUCACAGACCUUGGUCAGCUCACCACUGCCAAGGGAUAAAACGCCCUUAAUUGAGCAGAAAUAGAAGUGGCGUGCCGCGCCGGUCGGCCUUACGCUGAUCGAUUUUUCUCUCCUCUUGCUGCCCAGGCCUUUCGGGGGAUGUUUGGGGGGCCAUGUAGUUGCGUGCAUCGUGAGUCACCCACCUCGUCGGGUGGGGGGACGAAGUGAUAAGGCCUCUGUGGUGGAGGGGGGGGGGGUUGGUCAACCUGGAAGUUCUCUCCCUUCCUCGUCGAGUAUGUUCGCCGUCAGGCUGUCUGGGCGGUUUUCGUAAGUUCCGUGUGCGUCUUGUUCUGAGCUUUAUGGACAAAAUGACGCAGGAUUUUUUGAGCGGCGCGGAGGUCCAGAUACCUAUUGGUGUAGCUGACAUCUGAGUACCACGCCCCAGGUGUCAGUGUUCUGCCUCUGAGUUGCCUAAGUCAGAAAUAUGACCAGUUUUUCCAACGGGCGUCGCACGUUGAGUGCUUGGGUCUUGUUUCUGAGUUGUCGAUUCGUGCCCUGGCGUGUGGAUCUGCAACCUCCGCCCGGUUUCCCCGGCGUAAUUGCCAUCCCAGCAAUUGCAACUUAUUUUGCAGACAACUACUGAGGUUUCAGUGGGUGGCGGCGUGCCCUUAGGUUACAUCAAACAACGCCGAAUCUUUGUCUAGGCUCGGUAGGCCACGCAUACUCUGGGGGUUGUAACGUACAGCAGACGAACUCACUUGACGAGGCGGAAAAAGAACCGCCACAAAGACCAACCCCGACAGAGGCUCAACCACCUCCCCCGAUGGGGUGGGGGCUCACAACGCGCGCGGUUAAAAAGCCCGCCAAACAUCCCCAAAAAGCCGAGGCAACAAGGAAAGGAAAAAAAUCGAUCAACAUGUGGCUGACCGGUACGACGUACCACUUCUACUUCUGCUCUAUUAAGUGCAUUUUACGCUUUGACAAUGGUGGAUCGACCAAGCUUUCAGAAACGUCAGCACUCCAAUAACCCCGUCCCGAUGACCCCUUCUUACUUCUCGAAAGGAACUUGAUCCCCACAAAAGUGAAUGGCAGGACUACCAUACGUGGACGUCUAGACAGGACAUGAGAACAGGAACCGCCAGCAACACGGGUGGCCCUGAGCCAACUGCUGGUGAAAUCGGGAUUAAGUUUAAGGUUAGGGUUAGGUUAGGCACUAGCUUUGAGGCUAGGUCUAAAGUGAACGGUAGCGCAAGCCAGAGUCAUGCUUGGUGUUAAGGUAGAGGCUAGUGUUAACCGUAGAGGUAAGGGUUAAGGUCAAGAUUAGGGCAACGAUUCAGCUUUAUAUUAGGGUUAUUGUUGGGGUUUGGACACAGGAAUAUUUUGCCAUUUCCGGAAUUAUGCGUAAGCCCACUUUUAUUACUUGGGAGGAACGUUCCUAUUUUCGUGUCCUGUUUAGACCCUCACAUAAGUCAGUCCCGCCAAGUGAGCUUGCUUUGCUUUGGCUGUAAUCAGUUAGGCCGACACUACGUGGGUCAUCACGUGGAAGAACAAAAUUUCUGAAAAAUGCAUGGGUCAGAAAAUCACCUCCUUCCCUCGAAGCUUAUGAGCUUUGACUAACAGCUGUCACCGCUACAUGUACACACGAUAAGUCAUAAGCAAGGCCACACAGGUAUUCCUUUCAGAGCCAAACAGAUAGCUCAUGUGGCGUCUCGCGAUCAGAACUGGUCUGUGUAAUUAACGGAUAACAGGCUGUCAAUGACCUACUACGUCCGCUUGCGGGGCGACUCGUUAAACGCUCUGAUUCUGGUGGCGCAGUAAGACUCGGUCAAUAAAGAUGUCAGGAAAUACGAAGAAUUUCCAGCACAAAAGGCAAGACUAAUCAGUGAACACACAUUAACUCUACCCAUGAAUGGGAUGCAGAUCCUGUUACGUCCUAGCCGUAACGCUUAGCUGGUGGCCCGGCUUACAACUUCCCGCAAUUGAAUCCCCAAAAGAGAACUCAAUACCAAGGGGCGACGAGCACGCGUCAAUUGCUUAGAUCCAAACGGCAAAAUCUGAUGAUAAGGGGUAAGUACAGAAAUGUCCAAGGGCGACCUCCACAUGAGCCAAUCAGAUCAUGCCUUUGACCUGUUAGCAUGCGGACUGGUCUGCUGACUUAUCUGAGUGGCUGCGGCCCCCCCCCAAACCUGCCGGUGGCUGGAGCGAUCUCAACACGCUCAAGCCGUGUGGGUGGGUCGACAGGACAGCAUGUGCGCGCGUCGUGAUUGAGUCGGUUGGGACGGCCUCCCUCAACAGAGCCGACAAUCCUCGAGAGCCUCUCAGCAGACCGCGGAAGCAUAGGGUGGCAGGGAAUUUGGCGACAGGAAUUCCUACUGAUUACACGGGACUGAGGGUCUCCCCCUCCGGAAUACAGGUGGCCUUGAGCUAAAUUUCAGGAAUGAGUACCGAUUCCCAUAUGCCAACCCUAGACCUAGCACUAAUCUUGACCCAAACCGCAACCUUGACCUUAACCAAAACCUUAACCCGCUCGGACUUUGGAAUAAUUAUCCCUUCGCACUGCAGGUGGGCUAACGCUAAAUUAUAGUUGGCUCCUACUCCUGUGUCCAAACGUUGACCUCAACCCGAACACUAACCCCAAUGACCCCGACUGUAUUCCGAACCCUCCUAACCUCAACCCCAGGCCCAACACUAUCUCCAACACUAACCUCAACCCUAAUCUUCCUGGGAGGUAGCGCAAGACCAUCUGUAUUACCGGGGGGAUUCGCAUUACCUUGUUCUACCGCAGCCCAAUAUGUGCAGACAACCAAUGGACGUUCUGAUUCAGUAGUACACGAGGUCAAUUAAAGAAUGUCUUUCAGCCGUGAGAAUAAAAUAACUUUUAGACUCCUGUAAGCAUAAUGCAAAUGACGACGUCUGGAGGUUCCAGAAUUUGCAAGAAAUACGCUUGACAAUAUUGCAGAAGUCCUAGCCGUCCUCGUAAACGUUGGAUAGGUAGGCGCACUCUAAAUUGGGUUGUAUUCGCCUGCUUACUUGCGUGUUUUGCGCUAGUGUUGAAUUAAUGGUUACCUUUAAUACUUAGAAAAAUACAUUCUUUCAUCUUUUUCCAGCACGACGCUUGCUGUCUGUCGAUCUUUAUUAUGACAAACCCUUCGUGAAUGGAUGGCCACGCCGCUGGACCUGGAAACUUGUUUCAUAUCUGGGAUAUAGAUGACGGCAACCGGAUUGAUAAACUUUAAAUAUGAGACAUUUUAACAAUCGGAGAGUAGAGCAAAUAUUUAGAAUCUCCAUCUACGUUUUUCUACCAAUGCUACAUUCCCUUCAUGUAGAUAAGGAACGUUUAGUGGGUAGUUAGUUGUCUAACAUUGUCAUGUGUAUUCGACUUUAGGACGUUUUCGUCCUAGCCUCUGUUUAGGAUAAUUCGUUCGUUCCAUCCAAGACUGUCCCAAGUAUGGUGAAUGAGAGCUUGUCGGUCAGGUCGCAGAACUUGCUUGCUCCGAUUCGUCAAUCUGGAGCCUUCGCAGACACUCCCACAGCGACUGAUAGCAUAUGCAGAUAAGGGGUGACCGGCAAGGAUAGUUGGGACCGGUGCUGCCAUCUCUGGCUUAUUGGCCAUCGUCAGCCAACCUCACCCAGACAUAGGUCUUGACACGCUCCUGAAGUUAUCGAGUGUUAGUAAGUCCAACGCUCACAUCACUGAACCGCUAGCUCUUUGUCGUGCGGUUAUGAUUGGGGAUUGUAACUAUGGUAACUGGACGCUUACCAAUCAGGUUACGGGCCAUUAUGCCCUUGUCCCUACCGGUAGCCUCUUAUCUGCACAUACUACUAGUCGCUGUGAGACUGUCUUCGACGGUGCAUGAUUAAGCUUCAUGGCACAGCUGAACGAGCAGGUCUCGUAACCUGAUCGGUGAGUGCCCACCUCCCUUAGCUAAUAUUCCCGAUCACAGCCGAAAGUAUAAGGGUUCCUGGCUCAGUUGGUAGAAUGUUGGACUUUAUAACACGCGAUCACCAAGGAGUGCGGGUUCGAACCUAGGGCACUUCAAAACCUGGAUUUCGGUAAGGCUGGUUGAUGAAAACUUAUAUGCCAGAAACAGCCAUUCCAGUUUAUUCUGUCCUUCUCAUUAGCUCUUAAACUUUCUCUGGAAGGAUGUUAAAAGAACCUAGAUGAAGUGCAUCCAAGUAUCGAAGUGUAGCUUUCAAGGAUACGGACGUUAAAUUCACUAUGUUUCCAAUCCCCUAGUGUGGAGAGAAGAGUGAAAUGCAGUUCCAUCACAACGGAAGCGUUGUAUUCAUGACGCAUGGAGCCGCCGCAGAAGAACACAUUUCCACUUACGUAUUCUCGUUUGACAAGGCGGAAAAUCUGCUCGAAGUGACUGAUUCGGAGAACAACGCGUUCUCUGUUGACAGUUUGGGCAACUGUAAUGUCCUCCUCGAUGGUAGGUAUAACUCAUUUGCACUGCGUAAUCAAACAAUUUAUACGAAGUACGGUACCUGGCCGACCUCAUUAAAUGUUAACCGAGAUUCCGGAAUACAUUUUUGAUUCGAAAGAAGUAUCUAGGUACGGCUGUAAUAUUGAUUAUCGUGCUGACUAAUCCCUCGAUAUUUCAAUUACACCAGGAUGCCAGUUUUUGAUUAAACUGCUUCCCUGCGGUCUGCAAAACUCAUUUCGGUUGAAGGUGACCACUUCAGUAGUAUGCGUUUUCCCCUCGAUUUUCUAUGUCAUUAUAAUCUGAGAUAUGUUUUAUAGAAAACAUGCAGAAAAAUACCCCUUCCUGUACUCAUUUGGCACCAAAUCGUGUCUUAUCUAAAUGUAAUACUUCAAGAAAAGGUAUCUUUUGGCUUCAAAAUAGUUUCGAAUUGGACAGUUUUUGAAGGCGUGAAAUGUCCUUCUAAGUGGCAUCGUAUCUGUCCGUUUACUAGUACCCCCUAUAAAGCAUGUCACAUAGUCCACACUUAUUGAAAAGAGUUUGUGAGAGUUAUGAAAUAUCCUCUUAACAGCAGCGACGAAUAUAUAAUCCGCGUCACAUGGAGACUAUGCAGCACGAAGUUUGAAAACCCUAUUCACAUGUGCAACAUAAAAGUUGGGUUCAAAAGUAUUCUGAAAUUAAAGACCAUUUUCAAACCCAAAAGCUGUCUUUUCUACGAUUAUGAAAAUACCGUCAAUUCUCGAACACUUUUCAACCCAAAUUGCACUCCCACCUGGGCUUAGCAUUGUGUAUCAUACAAUUCUGUAUUUUAUUGUGAGGGAAUGCCAUACUAACCGCACAGGUACUACUCAAAAGCCUAUACAUGCGUGUUUCGCCGAUAUUCUGCCUCUGCAAGGGGUUCGGCUCAUGAGUGGGUCCCCCAGUAUUCCCCGUCUGCUUUCUGGUUGAUAUUCCAAUUUCGAAACUGUUUCUUUUUAAUCUCCUUAGAGAGUAA
Spirometra erinaceieuropaei is the source of this 12322-nucleotide messenger RNA. The record is from the annotation of a GenBank genome assembly. Lineage: Eukaryota; Metazoa; Platyhelminthes; Cestoda; Diphyllobothriidea; Diphyllobothriidae.